Galendromus occidentalis (western predatory mite) is the source of this 1994-nucleotide messenger RNA. Its product is annotated as mitogen-activated protein kinase kinase kinase 7. The record is from RefSeq and is a predicted model, not a curated record. The transcript is spliced from 10 exons. The coding region runs from base 260 to 1891 and encodes 543 amino acids. Gene Ontology annotation, molecular function: ATP binding; MAP kinase kinase kinase activity. NCBI's taxonomy places the organism in Eukaryota, Metazoa, Arthropoda, Arachnida, Mesostigmata, Phytoseiidae. Gene Ontology annotation, biological process: JNK cascade; immune response; protein phosphorylation.
UGUUUUUUUUUCUUCUCCUCGGGCUCUGUGUUGAUCGUCGCUACUGCUCUGUCUCUGUAGGUAGAAAGAGAAGAGGAGUUUCGACGAAAACAACAUUUAUAACCAACUGGCUUAUGGUGCGCGCGAUGGUCAAGUGCGUAAUGACAGUUUGAUCUCGUUCCCCGGGAGAUCGUGGUUAGAUCGGGCAUUAUGUGGCUCAGUUCGUGAACACUGGGAGACACUCUCGUUUCGUUGUUCGUCUUGACUAUCAAAAAAGACCAUGGAUUACAAUAUGGGUCCUGUGGAAGAUGAUGAGGAAGAUCUUGUUGAGGCUCUACGGAUCCUCAACCCGAGUGUCAACAUCAUCGAGUUGGAUAACAUAGAACUCAGCCACCAACCCACCCUCGGGAGCGGAUCUUUUGGAGUGGUCCGCAAAGGAACCUAUCGCCGACCCAACGGCGAAGUCCUCGAUUGUGCCGUGAAAGUGAUCCACAGUCAAUCUGAGAUAAAAGCCUUCAAGAACGAAGUCACUCAGCUGAGCCGAGUUUCGCACGAAAAUAUUGUUACCGUUUACGGAGCUUGUAUCGGGAGACCAUGCUACCUUGUUAUGGAAUACGCGGCGGGCGGAAGCCUUUACAAUGUUUUGCACAACAAACCCUACACCACGCAUGUGCAGUAUACCGUGGCGCAUGCACUGAGCUGGUGUCUUCAAUGCAUGCGAGGGAUUCAUUACCUGCACAAUCUGAAGCCCAAGCCCCUUGUACAUCGUGAUCUCAAACCCCAGAACCUCCUCCUAGUCGAUGGCAUGCUCACUCUCAAAAUCUGCGACUUCGGGACUGUCUGCGAUCUCCAAACGAACAUGACAAACUGUAAAGGCAGUGCUGCGUGGAUGGCGCCCGAAGUUUUCAGUGGCGUUCACUACAGCGAGAAAUGCGACAUAUACAGCUGGGGCGUCAUUUGGUGGGAAGUACUGUCCCGACAGAAACCCUAUGAGCACUUCGCCAAUGCCUUCCAGAUAAUGUGGGCUGUGAACAGUUCGAGUAGACCGCCUCUGCUCACCAACGUACCAAAAGUUUUCAGCGACCUCUACCAAGAGUGCUGGGAUCAAGAUCCCGCCAAACGACCCACCUCGGAGCAACUAUUGGAAAGAUUGACACGUCUUUUCGAUUUAUGUGAUCCGAGUGAUCUGCAUGAGCUGCACUGCCCGAUUCCGCUGAGAAGCUCCACCAGCUCGAUGGAUGCUCAUCUAGUUCUUGAUUCUUUAAAUGCUGUCAACACUCCGACCGCCACCCAGAGACGGCCCAACAACUUUAUACUGGAGAGCUUCCCAAUCUUGCCCCGACCAAUCUUGCCGGUGCUCAGCCCUGACACUCCUUCCACGAGCCGGCAGACCACACCAGAUAUGAGUUCUGCGGGUCCGACGUUCCCCACGCAUAGGCGCCAGCUCUCAGGAGGAUUGCAAGGACUUGGGAUCAUUCAGAAGGAGGUCACUGCGCCCCGGAAGUCUUCGUGGCCCACGACUCCGGAGGUCGGCGAUCCUUAUGAAGAUCUUGGAGUUCAGAGUCAUCUGCUCAUCGACCCCCGUCUCCAGCCACUUCCACCGCUGAAUGACUGCAAAGAAUCGGUUUCGAUUUAUGAGAGCCACAAAUUGAAAUGUCAAUGGUUCUAUAAGCAGAACCACGAAAUCGAAUUGCUCCUGAGACGAACGAAAGACUUGGACGCGCUUCUGCAGGUCAGUCGGGAGGACCCACCCGAGAGAAAAAUUGACAUCAGAGAAAAGCAUCAGGAACUUUUCGAUGAGCACAGGAGCCUACUGCAGCUAAAAGACAUCCUGAAGAAACAGCUCAGUGAGCUGAAAUCGAAACACAAUACGGACGAAUCAUGGGAGUUUGUAGACAUAAGUCAAAGAUGAUGAUCCAGAGAUGAUUCGAUCGGGAGAUUCUCCUGGGAAUCCUUCUGUGACCUCCGUUUGAACGGACAUAUUAGGCGCUGCGCCGCUCGGAAUAUCACAUAAU